Molecule: messenger RNA, 4971 nt
Organism: Cryptosporidium ubiquitum
Lineage: Eukaryota; Apicomplexa; Conoidasida; Eucoccidiorida; Cryptosporidiidae
Exons: 1
Coding region: 1-4971 (1656 amino acids)
Source: RefSeq, a predicted model, not a curated record
AUGAAUCCUGUGGGAGCAAUGAAAUCAAUGAUGGGAAUGGUUGGAUCUAACCUGGUUAGUUCAGCAAAGCAUGCAACUAAGCAAAUGGUGAGCAAGAUCCGUGAAAAAACCGAUCCUAGAUCUUAUAGUAGCUCUAAGAGGAAUAGAGGUAAAGCUAACAAUAAUCGUCAUAGAGAAAGUUCUGAUAUAAACGAUAGUGAUGAUCUGGAUGAUUCUAUGUUACCAAAAAAAGUGGAUGAUGAUAAGGGAGUAAAAAUGAAAAAUUUAAAUGAAGAAAAUCAGGAAACAAAUAGUGAUUUGAGUCAAAUAUCAUCAGACGAUGAGUCAAUUUUAGAUUUUAGAGAUCGGGUUGUAACAGAGCAAGAAUUUAAGAGAUUAACAGAACUACUUAGUAGAGAUAUAAAAGUAACCAAUAGGGGGAACUCCGAAAUGGAAAAACAGAUAUGGUUAACUCCGAGAAGAUUUAGGACUACAAUACGAUCAGUACAGAUUGAAAACUUAACAAAAGUUGAACAGAAAAACGUAUUUUUGGAAUUUUCAUUUGGAGGAACAUUGACAGAAGUUAGAUUAUUGAACAAAAGUACUGGCCAAGAGGUCCCAAGAUUAUUAGGAUACCCACCUUGUAAAGAGUUUUUUACGCAUACUGUUGAUAUUAAGCCAUUUUAUCUUGAAAAUAAUGAUGAAUUACUUAUUGACAUACCAGAUGAUGAAGGUAAAGAUUAUAUGGACCUUAAAAAUAACAAUUCAAUAGAAAUUUCAUUGGAUGAAACUUUUGAAUGGAGAGGAAGCUAUUUACACAUGGAAAGGGAAUUAUUUAGAAUUAUCGCUUGGAGAGCUAAUUCAGGUACCGUUAAUGAUUUAUUAGGAUACAAUGAAGAUAUCUUAAAGAAUUACGCAACAGGAAGUGUUAAUCAAAUGAUUACCUUAUCGAAGAGAACCCAAAGUAAUAUAUCAAAUCCUAUAUUCAGAAUUACAUUACAAAUUAUAUUUCAAGAAAUAUAUGAUUUUCAACUGAGCUUAUCUCAAUUCUCUUUAAGAAAUGUCAAUACUGGUGAGAAUUCUAGUCAUUCUGAGCCGAAAAACAAUCAUAUUAAUUAUGAUCAUGAUCAUGAAAUUGAGUACACCACUGAUGGAAAAAAAAAUAAACAAGAUAGUAAUGAAAACACAAUUAAUGAUCAAAAUACAAUAAAAAUUGACUUAAGGGACGAGCAGGAUAAUGAUGAAAAGGGUAAACUAAUCUCUAAUCAAUCAACAUCUUGUAGGUUAAAUAUUAAGUUUCCAUCUUUUGGGAUAGAUAACCCUUUUCCUAUUAAAUGUACUUCAGGUUGGUCAAAGUGUUAUGAAAAAGAAAAUAAUAUCAUUAGAUGGGAUAAUAUUGGAAUGAUCCCUUUUAGAGGAACAAUACAUGAAUUAGAGAGAAAUACUUUACAAGCUAAUUUGGAGAUUGACUUAACGGGCAAAGUUAAUCAUUUUUUUAAAUCUUUAAAACAAGUAAAUUGUACUUUUAGCCUCAAAAAUAUUGUUUACUAUCCUUAUAUUCAGACCGAGCUUAAGCUUCCAGAUGGAGAAACUUGUAUUCUUGAGGGAAAAAUUGAUUUUGGAAAUAUACCAAAAUAUCAUCAAUUAGGAAAUAUUUUAGAAAUUGAUGAUGAAAAUAAAUUAUAUCUAAUAAUAAAGGUUGUUAGAAUUGACAAUUUGAUUUUAAAUAUACAUGAAGUUAACAAUAUUCUUCAAGAAACUGAAAAUGAUGAUUCUAUGGAUGUUUAUGUUCAAUUAAGUUUUGAUGGUAAUCGAAAAGAAACACCUGUUGUCUCGGGUACAUUGCAUCCGCUUUUUCAAACUGAGCUUACAUUCAUUUUAGAUUAUAUUGAUCAUGAAAAAAAACCAAGUGAACUUGAUUCUCAUUCUUUAGUCAAACUUUUGGAAAGAAAAGGCCCAAUUAUGAUUGACGUUUGGAGAAAAAACAAAUCUUCAAUGGCUCAACAUUUAGGAUGGACUGAAAUUCAUUGGAAAGAUAUUCUAAUCAAAAGCAGUAAUUAUAAUGGAAAUAAGUUUUCUGGAUUUGGAGAUUUAAAAAUGAAUCAACUCUCUCCUUUAAAAUCUGAAGCUACCAGCCCUAAUAUAAUGGGCAAUAUUGGAAAUGCAUGUAAUGGCGCCAAUGUUCUAAGGCGCCAAGAAUACAGAAAAUUUUAUGAUCGUAAUCUAGGAAAGGAAGUCAUAUAUGAAACAAGAGUAUAUCAAGAUGGUACCUUAUUAUAUAAUUUGGGUCAGAGACCAAAUUUAUCAAAAUCCUCUGGAUAUGGAGGCGCCCCACCAAGAGUGUAUUUAGAAAUAUGGACAAAACCAGAUUUGAGUAAAAUGUAUAAUAUUUUAUCAUCAUCUUUAGGUAACAAUGAGACUAAAGCUGAAGUAUCUAAAUAUUUGGUUGAUAGAUUAAGCCAAAUAGUUGGAUGGUCAGGCAUUGGCCCAUCAUUAAAGAAUUCAAAAAUAAUGUCUAAUAUAUUUUAUUGGGAAUAUGUAACCAAAUCAUUUGAAACUUGGGGAAGACAGUAUUCAUAUUAUAGUUUGGAUUCCAGAGGAGUAAGACACUUACUUCCAUCAUUUUUAAAACCAUUAAAACCGUUGACUGGCGUAGAUAAUUCUUCAAAGGUGCAUCAUUUUGUUCAUUCAUUUCCAUAUAUACCAAGUAGUAAUGAUGGAAUUUGGAGGACUCCUGACUUAUUCUUAUUAUCAAGACAAGGUACUCCAUUUGAUCACACAUUACUACAGGUUUGUCUGUUAUUGGGGUUGAAUAGGGUAGCUUUUUUGGCAUGUGGUACUCUAUUGAAUAGAGAUCCAUAUUCAUGGGCAGUAACAAUACAUUAUGAGUAUAUUAUGAAUGAAAAUGAUAAUUUCUAUAUCAAUAAUAAUAAAGAUGAAAAUAUAUUUAAUAAAGAAGGUAAUGGUACUAGGGGUAGAACUAAGACAUCAGGUAUCGAUUUUGGAAGAAGUAAAAAACAUAGUAAUAUGAGAUCAAUAUCACCAGGAUUUAUGAAAAACAGUGAUAGAAAAAAUCAUAGAUCUGAAAAAAAUAAUAUAAUUGCAACAAGGGGUAAAAUGAGAUCAUUAUCUCCCAGAUCUAUUAAUAUUGGCCAAAAAUUCAAUAAUAUAUCAUCUCCUAAAAAUAUCUCAGGUAUUAGUAAAUCAACACAACUAAUCAGUGGUGAUCAAGAAUUUAAUCCUAUUAAAGCUCAAUUCAAUCUUCAACAAAAUCCUAUACAAUUUUAUGCAUUAUUUUGGGAUACUGUCAAACAUGUCGUUUAUAGAGUUAAUGAUAUUGUUCAACCGUCAAAACAUGAUGAGUUUAUAAAUUGGUUAAAAGAGGAGGGAUAUGAUAUAAAACAAUUAAAUGAAUCUGCAUUAGAGUCAUUAUUUUCUCAACAAAAAUACUAUAAAGAUAAAUAUAGAAAUAUACAAUAUAAACCUAAUUUCUGUUUAAAAGUAGUCAAUAAGCUACCAUAUAGAACAUUGGACUUAUUAGUAAAUAAUAAAAAUAUAUAUGCAAAUAUACAACAAAUAAAUGAUCCAUUAAAGUUAUCAUAUAAUUUAAAUGAUAAUAAAUUAUGGUUUUCAUUUUUUCCAAGAAAAAUUGAUCAUUUUAAUAAUAUAUAUAUGAAUAGUAAAAUUAAGCAAGAAAUGGAAAGUAAAGGAUUAUUUAAUCAAUUACCUAUUACACAAAGUAGUUCUAAUAUAUCAGCAUGUUUUUCAUGGCCAAUAAUAAAUGUUAUAACUGACACAACAAAUAAUCAAGUUAAAAAGAAUCACAAAGAAAGAGGUAUUUAUGAUCAUAAUCAAAGUGAUUUAUUUCAAAGUAGAACUGAUCAUUAUUGGAAUGAAGAUAACGUUAAUCAAUCUAAAAAGAACCUUGGUGGUGUAUUAUCUCCAAAAUUGAUUUUUGGAUUAAAAAAGUCAGAUCAUAAUUAUAAUAACUCUAAUGAACAUCAAAAAGAUAAUUUAAAAAUUAAUGAUAAUCAUCGUUCAAGUAUAGAGAAAAAAUUCUUAGAGAAUAAUAUAAUUAUGGAUACUGAAUUAGAUUCAUAUUGUAGAAGUAUUCAUGAUGAAAUUAUGAGAUUUGUACAGAUCCAAAGAUUUCAAAAAUCACGUACUAUAGGUACAAGAUGGAAUACUGAAAAUAAUAAUAUGAUAUUUUUAAGAAUGGGGUUAAAGUUAUUAGGAAAAUGGGAAAUGUCUGAUCCAUAUACUCGUGAAUAUUAUAAAAAUAAAUGUGAAUUUUUAAAAUGGAGGGAAUCAUUUUUAUCAACGGUACCGGCUAAAUAUAGGAUGAAAUAUGCAAUAUUAACUUUUCCAUGUAAUAUACCAAAAUGGAUAGCUCAACAGGUUUGGUUUAAAUGUAACUUUUUAUCUAAUGAAACUGACAAAAGAUCAAUAUUUUCUUUAUCAGUAGAUAUUAAUAGUUGGCCAAAUAAUAUUCAAUCAAUAAGAAUAUUAAUAUUGGUUGUACAUCCUUUAAAAUCUAAUCAACUUAGAAAACUUCAAUUAUUACAAAAAAUGAAUAUAUCAAAUGAUAAUGUAAAUUUGAUUCAAGGUAAUAAAUACAAUAAUAUUAAUCAAACUCAAAUUAAUUCAGUAGAACGUUCUAGGGGAUUUAAAGAUAGUAACCAGAAUUUUGGAGCAGGCAAAAAUGAUGAUUCCAGAAAUAUAAAGAGUGAUCAUUCAAGCAAUAAUAAUAACAAUAAUAGUAAUACUAGUAAUAUUAAUAUGAAUUCAAAUAGUCAACAUAUAAAUAAUUCGGACUUAAACAAAAAGAAUAGUGAAAGUGAUAUAAUUGAAGAACUAAAUAAAUUGGAAAUUCCUGAAUUCCCAAGGGAAUUAUUAAAAGAAGAUAAAGAAAAGGAUAAUAAAGAAAAAAGAGCUUCUUCUAUCAUUUUCUCCGAUGAUGACGAGCCUGAACUUAAAUUAUUAAAUCCAUAA